AAGAAACCAAAAGAGCAGCGACGAGUAUUAUGAAAUCCUCAAGAAUGAUGGGGCGAGUUCAUUGCAUGGUUUAUGUCGUGGUCUUGAGUGCCAUCGCGGCUACAGUCACAUCAUAUCCUUACUCCUCCCCUCAAACCCCGCAAUACAAUUCACCGGUCAACAAACCACCUCACUCACCUAAAAAGUAUUCCCCAUACUAUUCGGCAUCACCACCAUCUCCACAACAAUACAAAAGACAAGGCCCUAACUAUACGCCACAUCCAAAACCAUAUGUUUACACCUCUCCACCACCACCACCUUAUUAUUCUCCUUCUCCUAAAUUAGACUAUAAAUCUCCACCACUGCCAUACGUCUACAGCUCCCCACCACCACCAUAUUACUCUCCUUCUCCUAAGAUAGAUUACAAAUCUCCACCACCGCCAUACGUCUACAGCUCCCCACCACCACCUUAUUACUCUUAUUCUCCUCAGGUAGAUUACAAAUCUCCACCACCGCCAUACGUCUACAGCUCCCCACCACCACCUUAUUACUCUCCUUCUCCUAAGGUAGAGUACAAGUUUCCACCACCACCAUACGUCUACAGCUCCCCGCCACCACCAUAUUAUUCUCCUUCUCCAAAGGUGAACUUCAAGUCUCCACCACCGCCACACGUGUACAGCUCCCCCCCACCACCAUAUUACUCUCUUUCUCCUAAGGUAGACUACAAGUCUCCACCACCGCCAUACGUCUACAGCUCCCCACCACCACCAUAUUACUCUCCUUCUCCUAAGGUAGACUACAAGUCUCCACCACCCCCAUACGUCUACAGCUCCCCACCACCACCAUAUUACUCUCCUUCUCCUAAGGUAGACUACAAGUCUCCACCACCGCCAUACGUCUACAGCUCCCCACCACCACCAUAUUACUCUCCUUCUCCUAAGAUAGAUUACAAGUCUCCACCACCGCCAUACGUCUACAGCUCCCGGCCACCACCUUAUUACUCUCCUUCUUUUAAGGUAGACUACAAGUCUCCUAAGAUAGACUACAAUUCUCCACCACCUCCACCGUACUAUUCUCCUUCUCCGAAAGCCAGCUACAAGUCACCACCACCACCAUAUGUCUCCAAGACACCCUAUUAUUGAUUUUUAAUUGUUUCAUAACCAACAAAUAUGGUUGCAAUAAUUUCUUCCCAUAAUUUUGUCCCUUGAUUUUUUUCUCAUAAUUUCUUUCCAUUUUUUUUGUUAUGCCUUUGUCUAACUAAUAAAAUUUGGCUAUUUUUAAAUGUAAUUGUUUUAAAGAUUUGUUUGAAUUGGCUAUAAAAUUUGUAAUAUGUUCAUUCCGCACAUUGAUGGCGCUAUUCUCUUACCAACGAUAUAUCACAUCAGGAACACCCU
Camelina sativa (false flax) is the source of this 1373-nucleotide messenger RNA. RefSeq lists its product as uncharacterized. NCBI's taxonomy places the organism in Eukaryota, Viridiplantae, Streptophyta, Magnoliopsida, Brassicales, Brassicaceae. Gene Ontology annotation, biological process: plant-type cell wall organization. Gene Ontology annotation, molecular function: structural constituent of cell wall. The record is from RefSeq and is a predicted model, not a curated record.